Striga hermonthica is the source of this 567-nucleotide messenger RNA. The record is from the annotation of a GenBank genome assembly. NCBI's taxonomy places the organism in Eukaryota, Viridiplantae, Streptophyta, Magnoliopsida, Lamiales, Orobanchaceae.
AUGAGCCAUGAGAAAGGCGGCAUUUGGCCCUUCGCAGGUGAGACCAAGGGCACAUCCACAGUUAACAUUUACCAGCAGCAGCCGAAAUACAGAAGCGAGUACGGCCAGCUUCUCGAGGUGGACCCCACCAAUUUCCGACAGCUCAAAGACCUCAACAUUGGCAAAGGGUAUUUCGAGACGGCGUGUCCCCACCUGGCAGAGGAGGGUCGCCGCGAGCAGGGAAGCCAGCGUGAGACGAGCGAGACGAGUGCGGGCCCACGCUACCAAAAGGUCAGCGCUCCACUGAAGCGCGGCAUGAUUGUUGUGGUGCCAGCUGGGUAUCCAUUUGUGGCCGUGGCCUCUAAAAAUCAGAAUCUGCAGCUCCUCUGCUUCGAAAUCAAUCAGAAGAACAACGAAAUAUUCAGUCUUGCAGGGAGGAAGAAUGUGAUGAAAUACCUGGAGAAGGAGGCUAAGGAGCUGGCCUUUGGAAUUCCGGCAAGGGAAGUCGAGGAAGUGUUCAACAGCCAGGAAGAGGAAUUUUUCUUCAAGGGGCCCCGACAGGAGCGUGAAGGGCGUGCAGAGGCUUAA